Messenger RNA from Oncorhynchus nerka (sockeye salmon), 2596 nucleotides. RefSeq names its product ferrochelatase (gene fech). Gene Ontology annotation, cellular component: mitochondrion. The coding region runs from base 196 to 1437 and encodes 413 amino acids. NCBI's taxonomy places the organism in Eukaryota, Metazoa, Chordata, Actinopteri, Salmoniformes, Salmonidae. Gene Ontology annotation, biological process: heme biosynthetic process. The transcript has 11 exons. Gene Ontology annotation, molecular function: protoporphyrin ferrochelatase activity. The record is from RefSeq and is a predicted model, not a curated record.
UACAUCAGAGCACAGGCAUGGCUUGUAAACACACGUGACAAGUGCUGGUUGUGUGCUUUCUGUCAGUGUCACUCCUCGGGUGUUAGAGGCUGGAAGGAAUUUAGCUGGUCGACCACGCAAUUUGUUAUAAAGACAAAUAGGAUCCGCCGACUGGACCAAAUCACUCCUAGAAGUGUAGAAAUCCUCCGUUGAAACAUGAUGUCUGUAUUGGGAAGGGCGACUCGGCUCAUUCAAUUUGCCAGGUGCAGUAACGCCGUAAGCCUGUGUGUUUCAACACCUCUCAGGAGACAGUCUAGUAGUGCAACCGUUGCAGCCUUCGCCCAGCCAGCCUCCACAGCGACCCCAGAAGUGGUAGAGAACAGAAAGCCCAAAACGGGGAUCCUAAUGAUGAACAUGGGAGGACCUGAGAAACUGGACGAUGUUCACGAUUUCCUGCUACGCCUCUUCUCCGACACCGAUCUGAUGAAGCUUCCUGUUCAGAAUCGACUUGGGCCGUUCAUAGCGAAGCGACGCACCCCUAAGAUCCAGGAGCAGUACAGCCGGAUCGGAGGAGGCUCUCCUAUCAAGGCCUGGACCACCAUGCAGGGGGAGGGCAUGGUCAAACUGCUGGAUGAGAUGUGUCCGGAAACAGCCCCACAUAAGUUCUACAUCGGGUUCCGCUACGUGCGUCCUCUGACGGAGGAGGCUAUUGAGGAGAUGGAGAAGGAUGGAGUAGAGAGAGCAGUGGCUUUCACCCAGUACCCACAAUACAGCUGUUCUACCACAGGCAGCAGUCUGAACGCUAUCUACCGAUACUACACCAGCAGAGGAGACAGGCCUAAGAUGAGGUGGAGUGUCAUCGACCGCUGGCCCACACACCCCUUAUUGGUCGAGUGUUUCGCCCAGCAUGUCCUCAACGAGCUGCAGAAGUUUCCCUCGGAGAAGAGGGACGAUGUGGUUAUCCUGUUCUCAGCUCACUCACUACCCUUGUCUGUGGUGAACAGGGGAGAUCCGUACCCUCAGGAGGUUGGGGCCACUGUGCAGAGAGUCAUGGAGAGACUAGGGCACUGUAAUCCUUACCGCCUGGUCUGGCAGUCCAGGGUCGGUCCUAUGCCGUGGCUGGGCCCUCAGACAGAUGAUGUCAUCAAAGGUCUGUGUGAACGAGGGAAGAAAAAUCUGCUGCUGGUCCCCAUCGCCUUCACCAGCGACCACAUCGAAACGCUGCAUGAGCUGGACAUCGAGUACUCUCAGGUGCUGGGAGAGGAGUGUGGCGUAGAAAACAUCAGAAGGGCUGAAUCUCUGAAUGGAAACCCCAUAUUUUUCCAGGCUCUGGCAGACCUGGUCCAAACCCACCUGAGGUCAGACGAGUCCUGCUCCCGUCAGCUCACCCUGCGCUGCCCACUGUGUACCAACCCCACCUGCGGAGAAACCAAGGCCUUCUUCGCUAAUCAAAAAUGACCCUCCUCUUCCUCCUCAACCGUUUUCUAGUGUUGCAAACUGCAGAUAACUACCCCCCCCUACGGACAUCCUACUUAUUUCUUCCUGAUUCCUGGAUACUUCCAAUCGGGAUUUCUAGAACAGCUGGGAAUUCUGAGUCACCUACCUUCUACCCAUCUGUUACUACGGGACACGUUUCUAAGUAACUACCAGAAGAAGAAGAAGCAGACAAACUAGGAAAGAAGCUGUCAGUACGCAUCGCAUUAAAGCUAUAAGACAAGUAGAGUUGCACUUAUUUUGUCCCGUCCCCUCCCUCGUCCCCCCGCCACUCACAUUCCAUCCGUUGAAUUCCUGGAAAACUAUGUCCAUUCAUCCCUCCAUCCCCUUUCCAGGAAGAUAAACUGGACUGUAUCCUUUCUCACCUGGUGCUUGUCCAGUUGGUUUGUACGUCAUGCUCAGGGACAGUGGCGAAGCGUGUGUGUCCCCCCCACCCCAUUCUGGUAUGUCAUCCACAAUGUCUCUUUGAGAACCUCUCUGAUGCCAGGUGGACUGUCCCCUGCUUUGAAACCCUCUCUGAAGCCUGGUGGACUGUCCCCUGCUUUGAGACCCUCUCUGAAGCCAGGUGGACUGUCCCCUGCUUUGAGACCCUCUCUGAAGCCUGGUGGACUGUCCCCUGCUUUGAGACCCUCUCUGAAGCCAGGUGGACUGUCCCCUGCUUUGAGACCCUCUCUGAAGCCUGGUGGACUGUCCCCUGCUUUGAGAACCUCUCUGAAGCCUGGUGGACUGUCCCCUGCUUUGAGACCCUCUCUGAAGCCUGGUGGACUGUCCCCUGCUUUGAGACCCUCUAUCUCCUCUCGGCCUCUAGAGAAUCCCAUGCUUCCAUCUUUGUAGAGGCACUGCUCAUCCAGAGUCGAUGCUCUUACCUUUCCCACCCAGCAGCCUCGUCUGACCUCUCACCUCUCCGCUGACCUCUAAUCUCUUAUAGGGAACCAUAAUCCCUGGUUAAACUUCCACAAAGUGCUGAUGCACCUCUUGCCCCUGCAUGAGUCCCUAUCUCUCCCCGGCUGACCUCUCACCUCCCCCAUCCCUGUCUCUCCCCGGCUGACCUCUCACCUCCCCCAUCCCUGUCUCUCCCCGGCUGACCUCUCACCUCCCCCAUCCCUGUCUCUCCCCGGCUGAC